AUGAGGACCUUCUUGGGCGUGGGAAUCUGCAUAGGGGCCUUCCAGGUAGCCUGGCAAGCUCUGCCGGUCUUGAUCGACAGGAAGAUUGUCCAGGAUCCCGCGCUGGCACUGAGUGAAGCCCAGGUGAAGAUCAGCGAGACAUUCAUGUUCAUUGGCUGGCUGCUCGGUGCCAUCGCACUGCACCCCCUGAUGCAGAGGCUUGACCUGAAGCAGGUCCUUGUCCUCUUGGGUGUCACCAUGCUGGCCGUGUCCGUAGCAACCGUUACCCUGCCUUAUAUCACCAUGCUGAGCAUGACGCUCUUGUGUGGAGUGAGGCUGCUUCACGGGAUGUGCCUCAACAUCCAUGGUGUCCAGUACAUUUACAUGCAAAACUGCUUCCCCGGUUAUGGCCCGCAGCUCUGUGCCCUUGAGAACACCGUCUAUGCCUUUGUGUCCAUGCUGAUGGCCAUGAGCUGUGGGACUUUGACCCUCCAUACGGACUGGCGAGUUGAGGCACUGAUGUGGCUCGGCCUCCCACUGCUUCUCGGCCUUUGCACGGCCUUCCCAGAUCUUGGACUUGUGGUCGGGUCGCUCCCGAAGGCGUUGAUGACGCCUCCCAGCUAUGCCCAUAGCACCGGCCUGGAGAAGGCCCAUGGCAUGAGCCGCUCGAUGCAGAAGGACUUGGUGCACCUGGCGUUUUGUUUCAUGGCCACAGUCUUUGCCUAUUAUGGCUUGAGCUAUUCUGCGGACUCCCUCUCCACCAACCCCUUCCUCAGUGCCUUGCUCAUCAGUGGGUCGGAUGUGUUUGGCUGCAUGUUGGCCAGCAGGGCCAGGGACCUUGGCCGCAACCGAGCACAAGUUUCCGGAUUCGUGGUGGCUGGGGUGAGUCUGAUUGCCUGCGCGAUGGGGACGGUCGACAGCGUCUUCGUGAUAUCCAUGGCAAUGCUGGCGCGGGGAGCCUUAUCCCUGGUAGCGGUGGCCAUGUACGUGGCCUUGGCAGAUGUUUUUCCUCAGUGGUGUCAGAAGACAGCACUGCCCAGCUGCGAGAUCAUGGCCAGGGUCGGUGGCUGCUUGGUGCCAUCAUGCGGAGCCUUACCGGUGCAUCUCAGCUUGCCCCUUUUCGGAUCGGCAUCUUGGUAG
Molecule: messenger RNA, 1119 nt
Organism: Symbiodinium natans
Lineage: Eukaryota; Dinophyceae; Suessiales; Symbiodiniaceae
Source: the annotation of a GenBank genome assembly